Molecule: messenger RNA, 1313 nt
Organism: Dipodomys ordii (Ord's kangaroo rat)
Lineage: Eukaryota; Metazoa; Chordata; Mammalia; Rodentia; Heteromyidae
Gene: Sec14l2
Product: SEC14-like 2 (S. cerevisiae)
Exons: 12
Coding region: 77-1288 (403 amino acids)
Cellular component (GO): cytoplasm
Source: RefSeq, a predicted model, not a curated record
UUGGCGGUGCUGCACCAGGACGCGUCUGGGCUGCAUCAGCCGCCGCCGCCGCCGCGCGCCCCGAGCCUGAGCCACGAUGAGCGGCCGAGUGGGCGACCUGAGUCCCAAACAGCAGGAGGCCCUGGCCAAGUUUCGGGAGAAUGUUCAGGACGUCUUGCCCAUCCUGCCCAACCCAGAUGACUACUUUCUCCUGCGCUGGCUCCGAGCACGAAGCUUUGACCUGCAGAAGUCAGAGGCCAUGCUCCGGAAGCAUGUGGAGUUCCGGAAGCAAAAGGAUAUAGAUAACAUCACGAGUUGGCAGCCUCCCGAGGUGAUCAAGCAGUAUCUGGCUGGGGGCACAUGUGGCUACGACCUGGAUGGCUGCCCGAUCUGUUAUGAUAUCAUUGGGCCUCUGGAUGCCAAAGGGCUGCUGUUCUCAGCCACCAAGCAAGACCUUCUCAGGACCAAGAUAAGGGAGUGCGAACUGCUUCUGCAGGAGUGUGCCCGCCAGACCACCAAGCUGGGGAAGAAAAUUGAGACCAUCACCAUGAUUUACGACUGUGAGGGGCUUGGCCUCAAGCAUCUCUGGAAACCUGCAGUAGAAGCCUACGGUGAGUUUCUCAGCAUGUUUGAGGAAAAUUAUCCUGAAACACUGAAGCGUCUGUUUGUUGUUAAAGCCCCCAAGCUGUUUCCUGUGGCCUAUAACCUCAUCAAACCUUUCCUUAGUGAGGACACCCGGAAGAAGAUCAUGGUCCUUGGAGCAAACUGGAAAGAGGUUUUACUGAAACACAUCAGCCCUGAUCAGCUGCCUGUGGAGUAUGGAGGCACCAUGACAGACCCUGAUGGGGACCCCAAGUGCAAAUCCAAGAUCAACUAUGGGGGUGACAUCCCCAAGAAAUACUAUGUUCGAGACCAGGUCAAGCAGCAGUAUGAGCACAGCGUGCAGGUAGCCCGGGGCUCCUCUCACCAGGUGGAAUAUGAAAUCCUCUUCCCCGGCUGUGUGCUCAGGUGGCAGUUCAUGUCAGAGGGGGCAGAUAUUGGUUUUGGAAUUUUCCUGAAGACCAAGAUGGGCGAGCGGCAGAAGGCUGCGGAGAUGACAGAGGUGCUGGCCAGCCAGAGGUACAAUGCUCACAUGGUGCCUGAGGACGGGACCCUCACCUGCAGUGAUCCUGGCACCUAUGUCCUACGGUUUGACAACACCUACAGCUUCAUCCACACCAAGAAGGUCAGUUUCACAGUGGAGGUCCUGCUACCAGACAAAGCUUCAGAAGAGAAGAUGAAUCAGCUGGGAGCUGUCACCCCCAAAUAACACCCUCCUUCUACAGCAGGCGUGG